UAUGCGUACUUGUUAUUCCGGUACUAUGUUGCGCUUUGGUGUGUUGCUUCUGGUGGUUGCCGCGACCGCGGUCCCGCCCGUGACGAAGUCUCGAGAUGAGAUCGAGGCGUUUAGGAGUUUCUUGGAAAGCGGCAAGUCUGACUCUGGCUUCCGCAUCGAAGACCGCCAAGCGGCCAACCCGCACGCCAAGGCGUGGGAGAACAGCGGCAAGUACCAGGGCGACAUACUGCUGGACGAGGCGCAGGUGCAGGGCAUGGUGGAAGACUUCGCCGCCGGCCGCAACGCGUACAUCUGGCCGAACACCAAGUGGCCCGACAAUGUCGUGGUGUAUGAGUUCGCGCAGGGGCACUUCACCCAGGCCGCCCAAAACGCCAUCUUGGCUGGCAUAGCGGCCAUCGAGAGAAACAGCUGCGUCCGCUUCAGACUCAGGAACAACAACGACAGAAACUACGUCCGUGUUACCAACUUCAACGAUGGUUGCUACGCGCACGUGGGCUACUGGUCCACCCGCGGCGUCCACAUCCUCAACCUGACCUGGCCCAGCUGUUCCCUGCACACCACCAUCGUGCACGAGUGGCUGCAUAUCCUGGGCUUCCUGCACAUGCAGUCUACGUACAACAGGGACGAUUUCGUCAGGAUUAUGUGGGAGAACAUUUGGCCUGGCAUGGAACAUAAUUUCGACAAGUACGAAUCGAACAUAGUCAGCAACUUGGGGUUACCCUACGAAUACGCCAGCUCCAUGCACUACGGAGGUUAUGGAUUCAGCGUCAAUGGACGCCCCACCAUGGUCGCAUUGUAUGAUUGGGCCGGAGUGAUGGGCCAGCAGGACUACGUCACCUACUGGGACUACCUGCGCGUGCGACGCCACUACAACUGCCCUGGAGCGUGGAGCGAGGAGGUCCAGGCCGAGCCCCAACAACCUUCAGCUGAACCCUUGACUAACGAGGCUUAA
Cydia fagiglandana is the source of this 952-nucleotide messenger RNA. Its product is annotated as zinc metalloproteinase nas-4-like. The transcript is spliced from 6 exons. The record is from RefSeq and is a predicted model, not a curated record. NCBI's taxonomy places the organism in Eukaryota, Metazoa, Arthropoda, Insecta, Lepidoptera, Tortricidae. Gene Ontology annotation, biological process: proteolysis. The coding region runs from base 2 to 952 and encodes 316 amino acids. Gene Ontology annotation, molecular function: zinc ion binding; metalloendopeptidase activity.